Messenger RNA from Saccharomycopsis crataegensis, 1209 nucleotides. Its product is annotated as Aim6 protein. Gene Ontology annotation, biological process: lipid metabolic process. Gene Ontology annotation, molecular function: phosphoric diester hydrolase activity. The record is from RefSeq and is a predicted model, not a curated record. Lineage: Eukaryota; Fungi; Ascomycota; Saccharomycetes; Ascoideales; Saccharomycopsidaceae. The coding region runs from base 1 to 1209 and encodes 402 amino acids. The transcript has a single exon.
AUGGAGAAGACGAUUAGAUUAACUGUUGAUUUCCAUAAUCCUCUGCAUCUUGCUAUGUUCGUGUUAUCUGUAGGGGCGUUGGUGGUACCGUUGACAAUGUUAUGCUAUGUGGGGUUGCAAGCAGUAUUGGGCCAAGCUUAUAAUACUUUUGACCAAAACCCACAAUUUCCAGUGGACCAAGAACAUUUUUCUCAGUCUUCUAAUAAUGCUUACAGCUCUGAAAUUUAUUCUGUUGGUCACCACCAAGUGUUACUGAACCAUCGCAAGGUUUACAACCAAUUUGCCGCUUCUCUUUUCCAAAAUCUUCACGAGGGAAUUUGCAAUCCUGAUAACUCUACUGCAUCUCAAUUGACCAGGGACAAGAAUGUGAUCCCUGUGCAUUCUCAUAAUGAUUAUUGGAGAACUUUGCCGGUAUUUGAUGCUUUUUCAAACGGGAUGAACUCCAUUGAAGCAGACAUUUGGUUGAAGAAUGAUCCCACUAAUGACGGCGCGAUGACAUUACUUGUGGGUCAUAAUGAGCCUUAUUUGCAACCCCAACAUUCGGUGGAGAAUUUGUAUUUGAAGAUGCUCAAUAAUCUUUUGGAUGAGGUGAAUUGUGUUGGGGAAAUUCCUCUGAGUGAUUUUCGAAAGAAUGGAUUCUUCUAUAAUGAUCCUCAUACAACCACUUACCUUUACAUCGAUAUUAAAACUGAAAGUACCGAAACUUACAAGGUAUUUAUAAGGACAGUUGUGGAAAAUACCACUUUGAUCAAAAAUGGAUACCUAACCUAUUUUGAUUUCUCUAAGAAAGAAUUGGUGUGGGGUCCUUUGACCUUGGUGAUCACUGGUAAUGUGCCAACAGAGUUUAUUUUCAAGGAAGAAAUUGAUGAUCCUUUCAACCUUAACAAAAGAAUUUCUUUUGUGGAUGCACAAUUGAUCAAUUUGGACAAUAUAAAGAGCAAUAACGACUCAAUUUCCGUCAUUGGAUCGGGGUCAUUGAAUGAAAUCGUCGGUACAACCGGCAUUAAAUCAUUUGGAGGGCUUAAUGAGGAGGAGUUGAGUACAAUGAAAAAAGUAGUUGAAGAGGCACAUAAUUUAAAUAUUAAGGUGAGAAUUUGGGAUACUCCAAACUGGCCUGUUCAAAUAAGAGAUAUGGUUUGGAAACAAUUGUUAGAGUUAAAUGUUGAUUAUUUGAACGUUGAUGAUUUACUGGAUGCGAGAAAGUUUUGA